CAUCGCCCCUUUCCUCCUUCCCACCUUCCCUCCUUCCUUCCUCUAAUACUCUCACCUCUCCGAGCGACGUGUCUGCUACAACCAUGACCCUUGUCACCGAAUUCAGACCCGUCGCACAUGAGUUCUACCCAGACGACUUCCACGGAGCUGCAUUCGUCGGGGUCAAGGCUGCAGAUGCCCUGUGGUUCUAUCGAUUCGACUCGACCUUCAUCGAGGUCCGCGACAUCUUCACCUGCCAGGACAAGGUCUUUGGUGCAUUAUCCACCAUAGAUAUUAAACUGCGCUUCAGGGAUCUAUUCAAGAGCAGCGAAAUCGCUAUCGUGAAUGUUCAGGAUGCAUAUGUAGCCGAGUUUCACGCGCUUGUCAUUGUCGUGCGGGAGAUGCAAGAGGACCGGGAUCACGUCUUCAUCUGGAAUUUGUUAUCACUCCGCCUCCAACUACUCAUCUCUGCGCCACGGCUCCUGACCGCUGCAACAGUGACGGCCCAGCAAGCAAUCACGAGAAACAACUCUGGCGACACAACCUCAUCAUCAAUCAACAUCGAUGAGGAAGAAGAAGAGAACGAGCAGGAACACGAGGAAGGUGAGGACUUACAAAGCAGAGUGCGUCUUCAGGAAAACCGGAGGCAGCUUUUGGUCCUGGGACAUCGAGACGGCUGGGUUACCAUCUAUAAAUUUACCGUCUCGCAAGCAGGGCAAGUGAACUGUUCGAAGGCAAGUCCAGAAGCAAUCUUGAAGCCGUUGAGAAUCUCUGCCUCUUUUUUUCUCUCUACCGCUGAGCUUUUGCUUACCUGAUACCUAAUGCUUGCUGCACUUGUCGCUGAAUAGGAACCCGAACAUGAGAUUUCACUUAACAAGGGAUCGAUCACAUCAUUCGCCACACUGUCCAACAAAAGUGCAGGAUCCAUACCCGUCAUCGUGGCAGGAACGUCGGAGGCCAAGGUCUUU
Gamsiella multidivaricata is the source of this 947-nucleotide messenger RNA. RefSeq lists its product as uncharacterized. The transcript has 4 exons. The record is from RefSeq and is a predicted model, not a curated record. The coding region runs from base 84 to 794 and encodes 236 amino acids. NCBI's taxonomy places the organism in Eukaryota, Fungi, Mortierellomycota, Mortierellomycetes, Mortierellales, Mortierellaceae.